AUUUGCGCAGCAUCAGAAUGAGAUUUGAGCUGGGGUGCUAGAGUCUUUCCAAAUGGAAUUACAAAUCCAAUGGAUAGAUUGAGACCCUAAGAUCAAAAAAUAUUGUCAAGAGGGUUCAACUGCCACCAUGGCUGAAAUGGAAGUGGCUAUCUCCCCUGCCCAGAUCGAGACACUUCACCUCAGCCCCUCGCUGUCCUCCACCUCUACAUUUUCCUGCCCUUCCUCACCUGGAUCCUCUUCUUCCUCAUCCUCCUGCUCGGACUGCUCCUCGGACUGCCCCAACCAGCACCAGUCCUCCUCCAGUCCCAGAAGCUCCAGCCCCAGUGGCUGUAGCAGCGGCAGCGAUGGCAUGCGGGGCUGCAGCCCUCCUUUGGACAUCAUAUCUGAGGACGCUAUAGAGCUGGACCUGGUCAUUGACCCUGAAGUGGCCCUGAAGGCUUGCCAGGAGGUCCUGCAGAAUGUCAAACUCCUGAAGGUUGAGGAAGAACCAGAGUUGUUGGAAAAGUGCAGCCCGCAUAGGCGGCUGCCCAAUGGAACAGUAUACUUGGAGCCUUUCGACACGGGUUCGAUUAAAGAGGAGGAAGAACAGCAUGAUCCUCUACAACAAAUAAUGCUACCAUGCCCUCUGUCACAACAGCCUUGUGACACAGGUUCCAUUAAAGAGGAGGAAGAGAGUGAUGCUCUUCGACAUAUUCCCUGUGACACAGGUUCGAUUAAAGAGGAGGAUGAAGAGGAGGAAGAAAAGCGUGAUCCUCCCCGACAAAUUAUUCCGACAUGCCCUCAGUCGCAACAACAGAAUGGCGACCAGUCCUCCGCAGCAGCCAAGCAGUCCUUGCUUUUACGGUUAUUUGAGUCUAAGCUCUUCGACGUCUCCAUGGCCAUCUCCUACCUGUACAAGUCCAAAGAGCCCGGCGUCCAGGCCUACAUUGGCAACCGCCUCUUCAGCUUCUCGGACGACGACGUGGACUUCCACCUGCCCCAGCUGCUCAACAUGUACGUCCACAUGGACGAGGAUAUGGGCGACGCCAUCCGACCCUACGUGGUGCACCGCUGCCGCCAGAGCAUUGCCUUCUCCCUGCAGACGGCAUGGCUGCUCGGCGCCUACUCCUCCGACAUGCACAUCUCUACCCAGCGCCACUCGCGCGGCACCAAGCUGCGCAAGCUAAUCCUCUCCGACGAACUAAAGCCCCACUCAGCUUCUAAAGGUGUGGCUCCAGCUGGUGCUGCAGCCGCCAGCCCUGGGCUGCGGGACGGUGCUCGGAUUCACCAGCGGCACGCUGUGGAGCCGGCUCCCGACAGCCAAAUCAUCCCCGCCAAUGCCUACCUCUCGCCUUCCAAGCGGACACACCAGCGUUCUAAGUCGGACGCCACGCAUUGCACGAGCCUGGCGACUAGCCUCAAGAGAACAGCCAGCAACCCCAAGGUGGAAAGGGGCUACGAUGAGCCGCUGCGCCUGACACCGCAGAGGGAGUUCAUCAAGUCUCUGAUGGGCAUCGGCAAGCGGCUGGCCACGCUGCCCACCAAGGAGCAGAAGACCAAGCAGCUCACCUCAGAGCUGUUAGUGCUCAAUCACAAGCUGCCCGCCCGCGUCUGGCUGCCCACUGCAGCCUUUGAUCACCACGUGGUGCGCGUGCCCCACACACAGGCCGUGGUGCUCAACUCCAAAGACAAGGCCCCGUACAUCAUCUAUGUGGAGGUGCUGGAGUGCGAGAGCUUUGAGACGUCCGCCAUUCCCGUGCGCAUUCCUGAGACGCGCAUCCGCAGCGCCCGUUCUGCGGACAACCUCCUCCCAGAGUGCGUUGGCAUCACAGCCGAGCAGCGCGCCGGUAGCUUCUCCACCGUGCCCAACUACGACAACGACGACGAGGCCUGGGCCGUGGACGACAUCGGCGAGCUGCAAGUGGAGAACCCUGGGGUCCUAUGGUUCCAGCUCCCAGAAGGCCACACCAGUAGCAGUGACAACAUCUCCCAGUUCUCUGUGGACAGCAUCACCAGCACGGAGAGCAAGGAGCCCAUCUUCAUCGCCGCCGGUGACAUCAGGCGACGUCUGUCAGAGAACCUGGCCCACACCCCCACCACGUUCCGGAAAGAUCCGGAGGACCCGUCCGCUGUGGCGCUCAAGGAGCCCUGGCAGGAGAAAGUCAGGCGGAUAAGGGAGGGCUCCCCUUACGGUCACCUGCCAAACUGGCGGCUGCUGUCGGUCAUCGUGAAGUGUGGGGACGACCUGAGGCAGGAGCUACUGGCUUUCCAGGUGCUCAGCCAGCUACAGUCCAUCUGGGAGCAGGAGCGUGUCCCCCUGUGGAUCAAGCCCUAUAAAAUCCUGGUGAUGUCAUCGGACAGCGGGAUGAUUGAGCCCGUGCUGAACGCUGUCUCUCUGCACCAGGUGAGGAAGCAGAGCCAGCUGUCUCUACUGGACUACUUCCUGCAGGAGCACGGCAGCUACACCACCGAGGCCUUCCUCACCGCCCAGCGCAACUUUGUGGAGAGCUGCGCCGGCUACAGCCUCAUCUGCUACCUGCUGCAGGUCAAAGACAGACACAAUGGCAACAUCCUCCUGGACUCUGAGGGCCACAUCAUCCACAUUGACUUUGGUUUCAUCCUGUCCAGCUCACCCAGGAACCUGGGCUUUGAGACCUCUGCUUUUAAGCUCACCAGCGAAUUUGUGGAUGUGAUGGGAGGCCUGGAUGGAGACAUGUUCAACUACUACAAGGUGCUGAUGCUCCAGGGCCUGAUAGCUGCUCGCAAACACAUGGAGAAGGUGGUCCAAAUAGUGGAGAUCAUGCAGCAAGGCUCUCACCUGCCCUGCUUCCAUGGCUCCAGCACCAUCCGCUACCUGAAGGAGCGUUUCCACAUGAGCCUGACGGAGGAGCAGUUACAGGUGCUGGUGGAGCAGAUGGUGGAUGGCUCCAUGCGCUCCAUCACCACCAAGCUUUACGACGGCUUCCAGUACUUCACCAACGGUAUCAUGUGAACAGUUCAACACCGAGACACAACUCAACCACAUGGGACAUCCACAUGGGAGAGCAAGCAAUCGUGUACACACACACAUACAGAUGGUGGCGAACAUGGGCAUAUGGACUCAAACAUGUGCUUGCCAUAGCAGCACAUCUACGAAAAUGGACUCUUGUAUAGACUAGUACUACAGGACUUGUAUAGACUAGUACUACAGGACUUGUAUAGACUAGUACUACAGGACUUGUAUAGACUAGUACUACAGGACUUGUAUAGACUAGUACUACAGGACUUGUAUAGACUAGUACUACAGGACUUGUAUAGACUAGUACUACAGGACUUGUUUGCAAACUUGAUAUGUUCUUUUUCUUAGACAGACUUCUGCCCCCCCCUCCCCUCCUUGUUUUGGCCUUGUGGAGGGGGAGACUGCACCUCCUCCCUCCUGUCCAUAGGACUUUUACCUCAUUGACUGUUAAAAAAAAGAGGCAUAACGCACAGUUCAAAUCACACACGAAAAGGAUUAAGUAUCAAUAUUGGAGGAGGUACUUCAUUGAAAAAGGGAGGGGCAAUGUGGGAGAGGGCGUGGUCUAAAUUCAGAGGAGUCAAGAAGCGUUUUCUCAGAAUGGACAACUGCAAGAGCAAAUCAGAGGUACAUAUCGAAUAUGUACUUAUUUUCCGUUGUUCUUAGAGCAAAAUGGACUUUGAGAAGCCACUAUGUAACGACAAAGAAAGCACAAGACAGGUUUUCUAAUGGACAUUUUCCCUUCUUCUCUGAAAAUUCUGUGGUCAUCAAGAAUGAGCCAGCCCAAAGAGAGGGGGGGAAAGGACUAUUAAAAACCAUGGGUGUAUGAGUGUUAUCUGUCAGGAAAACAACCUUAUUCCAAGAGUUUGAUUUGUUUUGAACAAUGUUUAAAUUUCGAACUGGAAGUUUGAACUAGGACCAACUCGUCUCUUCUUAGGGAUCCAAGCAUGCAGCGAAGCUGCUGGUUGUAUGUGUUUUUCUUCCCAUCCUUAAAAGGAGCAGUUUCAUUUCAAUCUGGGUUUCAGACAACUGGUUCUCAUCCAGUAGAGCACAUCUGUACUUAGUGUUACAGAUAGAAAUACCAUGAAUAGAAAGGAGACUGUUCUCUAUCAUCACAUGACAGUCUGUAUAUUCAACAGACUGUGUCAUGCCAACAUACAUGAUGUAGGGCUUUGCUAGUGUCACUCUUAAAACCACCAUACUUGAAGGAACGCUAGCGUUGUGCUGAGCCUCAUGCACUUGACAGUUAUGUUGAACCAAAAUGGCUACCUGUGGUUACAUAUAUAAAACAAUUGCAAUGGAUUUAUGCAAAAAAAACGAAACAUUGAUGUUCCACUAAUGUUUGUCUUUCAUCUCUAACUAAAUGUGUAUGUUAACGCAUUAUUAUUGUAUGUUAUGUUAACUAAGGCUGCAUAUUUAACGAAUGCUCAACACGUCCCUCUCUGGUUGGCUCUCAGAUGCAUUCCUGUGACUAACUCGGGCCAAUCCAGAGAGAGGGUUGUCCUUGAGCAGACUGUAAAUAAUGGGAGUGAUGAUCUCAUUGCUCUGUCUGUCUGUCUUAGUCUGUUUUUAUUUCUCCUUAUUUUGAACAGUAUGAGCUCAUUAUCACAAGUCAACUUCCUUGAUAUGUGAAUGUUUUUUUUAUAUGAUACUCUGUACUAAACCGUUUUUUUUGCUGUCUCAAACACAAACAUGUAUUCAGUAUUGAAGAGAGCUGUUUGAAAAGCUACAUGCUGGGAUAGCCUAUAACUUAUAUUACCUGCUUAUUUAUGUCUUAUGUUUGAAAGCUGUGUCGUUGGUGGGUGGCUUUUGUGUAUAGCAAAAAUGACAGAGAGAACUCCAAAAUUAGUCAUUCCUGUGAGAACCAAUGCCUUGACAUAACUUUUAUCAAUGCAACAGUUGGGACAAAGGCGUGCAGGUCAUGUACACAAAGUUUAUUUGAUCAAAAGUUUUAAACACUUCCUGCUUACUCUUCAGUAAAUACUACUUUCAUUGCCUUUCCCUUCAUUUAUUCCAACCCUAACAUUAUUCUGUAAAAUGAUGUAAAUAACUCAAGUGCAUUUUAUCUUUGCCGGUGUGGGUUCUGUCAAACCCCAGUUUGAUGUUCUCUCCCAUUUUGAACUAUGGAGAAGCAGAAUUGUGUCCUUGUCCAGUGUCACACCAGCUAAAUGCUUGUCCAUGGGUAUAUUCAGGGCAGACAUGUGUUCAGACUGCUCCAGAUAAUGUAUAGAUCACACUAUUGUUCUGAACAGAAACAUGUCUGCUCUACAUGUAAAGUUUUUUGCCCUUUUCAAGUUCUGAACAUUGUGCCCUCAAAGAGACGUGGUUUUAGACAGAAGUGGUCCACCGCUAACACCAAGCAAAGCAUUUAUUUGACUAAAUUUAACAAGUCCUUCGUCCUUGAUACUAAAGACAUUUUAGAAUGUACAGGGGAAGAAAUAUUGCCCACUUUUGUAUCAGAACGCUAACACUUACACUUUAAUCUUCCUAAUUAUAUGUUUCACUUUUCAUACACAUGGUACAGAGACGAACCUUGUAUCAUGUUGCCUAAAUGCAUGAGUCCUUCAAUAAAUUGUAACGUUUUUUUUUUUUUGUAUAUUUUCUUGGUUUUCUUAACAUGUGUUGAUAAAUUGUAGGGGGAAUUUUGGAUAUAUAAUUGAAUAAAAUGCGAGUCGUGAUUACUA
Salvelinus namaycush (lake trout) is the source of this 5658-nucleotide messenger RNA. RefSeq names its product phosphatidylinositol 4-kinase beta-like. Gene Ontology annotation, biological process: phosphatidylinositol-mediated signaling; phosphatidylinositol phosphate biosynthetic process. The coding region runs from base 128 to 2971 and encodes 947 amino acids. Gene Ontology annotation, cellular component: cytoplasm; membrane. The transcript has 12 exons. The record is from RefSeq and is a predicted model, not a curated record. Gene Ontology annotation, molecular function: 1-phosphatidylinositol 4-kinase activity. NCBI's taxonomy places the organism in Eukaryota, Metazoa, Chordata, Actinopteri, Salmoniformes, Salmonidae.